Messenger RNA from Helicoverpa armigera (cotton bollworm), 2264 nucleotides. RefSeq names its product protein rhomboid. The coding region runs from base 291 to 1334 and encodes 347 amino acids. Gene Ontology annotation, molecular function: serine-type endopeptidase activity. Gene Ontology annotation, cellular component: membrane. NCBI's taxonomy places the organism in Eukaryota, Metazoa, Arthropoda, Insecta, Lepidoptera, Noctuidae. The record is from RefSeq and is a predicted model, not a curated record. The transcript is spliced from 6 exons.
CAUUCAGCUUUCGAGCUUGUCCGUAUAAAGUAUUCAAUAUUUUGGGUCGUCACUGGAGAGAUAAUUUAGUGCAUUCGGGGAUACAGCCAGUGUAAGACGUACUCAUCCGAAAUUCAGUAAUUAACGAAAUAAAUUGCGGUUUUAACAUCCAUGCUGUCGGCGUUUGUUUACGUGAGAUCAGCUGUUGUUAUUAGUGUGCAGUCGGUGUCGCCUGAUUGUGUGUUUUGAUUGGGCGGCAGAGCACAGCGCAGCGCCAUGUCGUGCUGACCGUGACAUGAGCAGCGGCCGCCAUGGCUCCCGACGCCGAGCACUGCGCCACCGCGCGCCUGACCGGGGCCCAGCCAGCGCCCGUGCACGCGCCCCGCAGGGUCCUGCCCGACGCGCACGCGCCCGCCACCGCCUGGACAGAGAACGAGGAGGAGCGUCCCGGAGACAACACCAACAGCCCCGGGGAGAACCGCCGCCUGCUGCCCACCGGGGCCCCAGUCAAGCACAAGUCGCGCCUACAGGCCGGCCUCACGCUAGGAGUGCACCCCCAGGGGAAAUACAAGUCCCCACAACUUACCAAGUCACAUAAGCCCUACGCGAAGAACAAAUUCGAGAAGAGGAAGGAUAAGCUCUUAGCUCUAUUGAAACCACCGUAUUUUAUAGUGUCCAUGAUAAUUUUACUUGUAUGCAUCCACCUGUGGGGCUCGGCAGACAUGCGCGCGCAGAUGGAGUGGUCUCCCAACGCGUGGUGGCGCGAGCCCUGGCGGCUGUUCACGUACGGCUGCGUGCACGCCAGCGCCGCGCACCUGGCGCUCAACGCACUCGUCGCACUCGCUGUGGGCUGGCCCUUAGAGCGCGAGCAGGGGUGGUGGCGGGUGGUGGUGGUGUGGGCCGGCGGGGUGGCGGCCGGCGCGCUGGGGGCCGGCGUGCUGCAGCCGCGCGUGCGCGUGGUGGGCGCCUCGGCGGCCGUGUACGCGCUGCUCACCGCGCAUAUCGCUAAUGUGUGCCUUAGGUUCGGUCACAUUCCGCUGUGGUGGUUCCGUCCGCUGAGCGUGCUGGUGCUGGGCACGUCGGAGGCGUGCUGGGCGCUGGUGCGCGCGUCGCCGGCGGCGGGCGCUCCGGCCGCUGCGCACGCGCACGCCUCGUAUGAAUACGUUGCCUGGGCGGCGCACAUAUUCGGCGCAGCUGUAGGAAUACCUCUAGCCUACUUAGUGUUUACUGGCGAAAACUCCAAAAAGCCAUACGUGGUCGCAAGUCGGCUGAUCUCUGGCGCAGUGAUGUGCGCCGGCGCAGUGCUGGCGUGCAUCUACUACGGCUGGUACGGCGACGACCUCGACCAGACCUGAACCCGGGACCGCGGAACCUCGUGUCUCAAUGAAAAGUGCAAUUCGUACUCAUCCGUCCGCUAUUCGUCACUUAGAAUAGCUUUUGAUGGGAAUUUUACAAGUUUGUACAGUUUUGUACAGAGCUAGUCGGAGUAGCGGUGAACAGAGGCCUCAUCGAUUUAUGGAUCUUUUUCACGUUCUAGAUAUAAGCGUUAUGUACAAACAUGUUCGUUGGAGUUAAUCUAAGGGAAAUGUAAACUAAGUGGUAAAUUCUAAAUUGUAACUCCGCCCACCUCGUGUCACCUGAAGUCAUGAACAUGGCUCGACUAUGUUGUCGACACAUGGCCUACUGAACUAUACGAAUAACUUAUUUCUACGUUGCUUGUUCAUGUUCGCGAUGUGGCGGAGUUUAUAAUAAUAUUGAUUUCUGUGAAAUCACACUUUCGAUUGUUUUGCAUCAAAACGUUGGACAAACGGCUAGUGAUAAUUUAAGCUUUGUACUUAUGCAACGAUUUUAUAAUAUUAGCGACCAAGUGCAAUUGUAAUUACCUUCCAAGACUUUAUAUUAUAAUAAGUAUAUUUGAACUUUGAAAUUUCAUCCACUUAUUCUUGAAUUAUUGCAAUUUGUUUUAUAUGCUCAUUACGAGAUAUUUCAUUGGCACUCAAGUAAUAAAAUUUCGGACUUUUAUAAUGAUAUCAAACAUUUAAUCAAUGUAAACCGAACAAAACGUUGUUAAACUCUUCGCUAUCUGUAAUAACAUUGAUAAACAUAAUGACACUCUUGAAAUAACAAUGUAUUCAGUCUAAGUGAACAGUUAAUUCUCCGGUUAAAGUGACAUUGCACUGCAAACUGCAUGUACUCCAAAUGAUAAAUACAUACUAAGUGACUGCAACCAAAGAGAUUAUUGUAUUCUAGUCCAACCUCAAGUUAUAAUACACGACUUAACUGAA